AUGGUUCUGUCGACAAGGAACGAGCCAUUCCUAUCUUGUGGGUUUCCAUCCAAUUUCUUGAGCGUUGCUGCCUACGACGCAGGCACCCUGGCGCGGAAGCUUGGUAUCCGCUACCUCUGGGUUGAUGCACUGUGUAUAAUACAAGGCAGUGGGGGAGAUUGGCACGCCGAGUCGGGGAAGAUGGAUAUAGUGUGUAGCAACGCUGCGCUCACCAUAGCUUCGGUCGAUGGAAGCAGUCUGUCUGACGCAUCGAAGAAUAGGUCAUUCCUAAAUCAAGCAUCUCAACUCUUAUCGUUCGAUGUCUCUGAUUCGGACCCCGAGGACAUCUACAAGAUACUCGACAGAACGGGCAACUUCAUUAGCCGCCCUGAAGGCGAGCUUGACGGCCGCGGAUGGGCUUUCCAAGAAAAGCUCCUUUUGCCGAGGACUCUGAGUAUUACUCGAGAUGGCAUGUACUGGGACUGUCUCCAUUACUCGGCUUGCGAUCAGAGACCGACCGGCCUGCUUGGAGAUGUCUCCCCCGGUUUCCAGGACGUUGACGAUCGGGCAUUCAAGAACAUUCUGAUAGGGUCCCCUCUGACUGGUGGGAUCUCCAAGCAGCUAGGCUACUGGCUGUGGCGCCGCGCUGUCCAGGAGUACACCUCACGCGAACUGACGAAGAAAGAGGACCGAGCUAUUGCGAUCAACGGCAUUGCACGACGCAUGGGUGCACUGCUCGAGGAUGAACAAGUUCUUGGCAUAUGGAGGCAGGACUCGCUCCGGUCGCUGAUAUGGUUUGUGGAAACAGCGCCAAGGCAUUGGCCCUCUUUCGGGUCUCUUGCACUGGUUGAGGCAGAUCACGAAGAAUCGAACCACCGCCGAAAGUUCACAAGGAGAAAUAUCCAGCACGAGCACCGUCAUGGACAUGGAUCUCAACCACGAAACCAGUGA
Anthostomella pinea is the source of this 930-nucleotide messenger RNA. The record is from the annotation of a GenBank genome assembly. Lineage: Eukaryota; Fungi; Ascomycota; Sordariomycetes; Xylariales; Xylariaceae.